AUGUCAAAAAUGAGUAGAAACGUGAAAAUGGGAUUCAGAAUUACCGACAGUCAACCACAAGACACGGAGGAAAAGAAAAUCGAUAUACCCGUGGUAGAUAAUGCAGAAUCGAGGAAGCAAUUAGUAGCCCGUAUCGAGAACAUUACUUCAUCUAUAAUCCAACAGAUAUGUUCGGGUCGAUUGCCACAAAUUUCAUACUCAUCAGAACGGAAUUAUGCUACAGUAGACACGCAUACUGUAAAAGACAAUGAUCCCGAGUCGGAAUUUCACGAAGAACCUGAUCAGAAUUUCGAAGAAAUCAAAGGAAAUGAAACAAGAACGGUGAUCAACUUUGCUACUAAAAGAGGCAAAGACAAGUUGGCUUUAACGAUGACCGUGAUGGCUGCCGCGCAUCGUUUGCUAAUUAUAAACUCGACCAUUACAAGACGAUCUCUUUAUUACGAGCUGAAAAACGAUAAAACGUUGAAUUUAGUUCCAGAACAGGGGUAUCUGGAUCAGACUGUGAAUCGUGUGGCUAAUUUACUAAACUGCUCGCCAUGGGAGCUCAAUUUGUUGCCAACAUCAAAGGGAUUAGUAGCUGGUGAAUUGACGUUCACUCUAACUGACAAUCGUAUUAUCGAUUGCACGGUGCCCGGGGGUGCCCUUAUUCCGCACAAUAUAUCAGAGGUAAUUUCCGUUCGCACCAGGGCCAAAAUGGUGUUGAUUGUCGAGAAAGAUGCUGUCUUUCAAAAAUUGUUAGAGGAUGAUUGUACCUCUUCGUUGAGCUGCAUUCUGGUCACGGGAAAAGGAUAUCCGGACGUGACUACAAGAAUGCUGGUUAAACUGCUGUCUGAGAAAUUGGAACUUCCGGUUUAUAUAAUCGUGGAUGCAGACCCUUUCGGUGUGGACAUCAUGUGUGUUUAUCGUUUUGGCUCGGCUGCGUUAUCCAGAGAGAGGAAAUGCUUGGCCUGUUCGAAGGUACGCUGGCUGGGAAUACAUCCAUCGGAAUUGCUCGCUCUGGGAGUGAAUACCGUUCCCCUCACGGAAUUCGAUUUCUCGAGACUGAUGGCUCUCGAAGGCAGGCCUUAUAUGACCAACGCGUUUAGGAAAGAACUUGAAAUUAUGCGAACUGGUAAAGCGGAGAUAGAGAAUGUGUAUUCCUCCUCGGGAAGAUUUCUAGCAGCCACCUAUUUACCUUGCAAGAUCAAAGGCAACGAUUAUAUUUAACAUUGCUGAAUGAUACAGGAUGAUUCAUAAUUAAAAAUGUACGUGCAGAUUGUAGAUUGAUCAGGUUGAUCGACAAGUUUUGUAAUGUUUGUUCUUUGAAAAGAAACAAUUAAUUGCUUUAACUGAAAUUUCUGUUAACCUACUGAGGAUGAAAAUGAUAAUGCAACGCUUCAAUCGU
Messenger RNA from Bombus pascuorum, 1384 nucleotides. RefSeq names its product meiotic recombination protein W68 (gene mei-W68). Bases 1 to 1206 code for a protein of 401 amino acids. Gene Ontology annotation, cellular component: nuclear chromosome. Gene Ontology annotation, biological process: meiotic DNA double-strand break processing; meiotic DNA double-strand break formation; reciprocal meiotic recombination. Gene Ontology annotation, molecular function: ATP binding; DNA topoisomerase type II (double strand cut, ATP-hydrolyzing) activity; DNA binding. The transcript has 4 exons. The record is from RefSeq and is a predicted model, not a curated record. Lineage: Eukaryota; Metazoa; Arthropoda; Insecta; Hymenoptera; Apidae.